Messenger RNA from Owenia fusiformis, 936 nucleotides. The record is from the annotation of a GenBank genome assembly. NCBI's taxonomy places the organism in Eukaryota, Metazoa, Annelida, Polychaeta, Sabellida, Oweniidae.
UAUUCAUACUAACGUGGUGAUAAGCAUUAAUACAGUGGUUUAUAUUUCUAUCUUACAGCGUUAAGAUGGACCGUUGGAGCGGAAGAGUUGCUCUCGUGACGGGCGCUAGUAGUGGUAUCGGAGCGGCCAUUGCUGAAGACCUCGUAAAAGCUGGGGUGAAAGUUAUUGGGUGUGCCCGCCGUGUAGAGCUAAUACAGGCAUUAGCUGAAAAACUUAAAGGAGAGCGUGGUAUGUUAAAUGCCAUAAAAUGUGACCUUUAUAACGAAGAUGAGAUCAAAGCCAUGUUUGAGGCCAUCAACAAGGAUCAUGGAGGUGUAGACAUAUGCAUAAACAACGCCGGUAUGGGGAAUUAUGCCCCCUUAUUGGACAGUGAAACGACUAAGUGGAAGCAAAUGAUUAAUCUGAAUAUUCUUGCGCUGUGUAUCUGCACUCGGGAGGCUAUUAAAGGUAUGAGAGCACGAGGUAUGGAUAACGGUCACGUAAUACAUAUAGCCAGUAUGGAUGCUCAUCGUAUUUACCCGGAGCCGGGAGAGCACUUCCUGGCAGCGACAAAACAAAUGGUGAGAGCUCUGUUGGAGGGACAUAGGAAUGAACUAAGAGCGUUGCACUCUCAUAUCAGAGUAUCGGAGGUAUGCCCUGCGAUGACCGAAACUCCUUUUACUCUGCAGGGAGGCCCUGUUGAUGAGCAGAGUUCACAAUAUAAGUUUCUUGAGGCCAGGGACGUAUCGGCUUCGGUCAUGUAUAUCUUGUCUCAACCACCACAUGUCCAGGUUCAUGACGUUCUUCUUAGACCAACUGAGCAAGUGUCCUAAAUCACAAAAUAAAUAUUCGAGCAUCUAAUGUGACACUACCGCUACAUGUAAAACAGGCAUAAGUGUAAGAAGUAUAGUUCACAGUAGACAGCACGGUGAUAUUCCUGUUAAAUACAAUAAAGUA